AUGGCUACACUGACCGAUAGAACAUAUUUCCCUCCGCUCGAGGAGUGUUUAUCGGGCAGGCGAAUUAUCCUGUCGUGGAAGAUUGUCGCUUCCUCGCUCGAGGACUCGUCAUCCGAUCGUCUCGCUAGCGCUGCAGUAUCUGCCUUUCUCCGCGACGGCUACGUUCAGCAGCUGCUUAAGGAACCCACCAGACCCUUCGAGCCGCCCUCGAACCAGUCCAAGCUCGAUUUUGAGACCAAGACCGGCGCUAUCAACAUCGUUCCGUCACCAACAGACCCGUAUGACCUCGACACGAUCAAGGGCGACGCACGAUGGCUGAGCAAGAAUGCAAAUGUCAAUGAGGUUGCCGCCCUCCGCAUCGUGCUUGUGGAAUACCAGUCGCGAGCUCGCAGCCACCUUACUGGACCGCUAUCUACCCAGGAUGUCGCCAACAUCCAGGAAGCCGCCGGUGUCACAGAUGCGCAGGCCUCGGGCAUCCUCGCCUUUCUGAACGUGACCACGGUUGCCGAUGCCGAGUCGACAUGGGCCGACUUCGAGAGCGAAACCAGGCGCCGCCAGCGCCUUCUUGCUACCUAUCUUUCCGAGCGGCGGUCAUUCUUGAGCGCUGCUGAUGGCCUCAUCACCUUUCUACUGCAUUCCCGGUCGUCGACCGCCUACCCGGAAGCCAAUGUCUUACGACAAGCUGUCAUGAAGGACGCUUUCGAUUUUGAUGACGCUGCGUUACACCCAGACAUGUCCCAACUUGAUUCUUUGGCGCCGACCUAUAUCGGCAUACUCGACGACUGCAUGAAUAGGGCUAGGGAAGGUCCGGCCGCUAUGGACCAGCAGAUCAUGACCGCCCAACUCGAGGUGGAUUGGGUCCGCACGGCGCUCACCGAGGCAAUUCAUGCCAUGUCACUUACCUUCCAGAUCCUGGACCUCAAAACCCCGGCAUUCACUGCGGUAGAAGUUGUGUCGCGGUGGUUCGCAUUCGUCGAUACCUACGAAUUCCUUGAACCCGUAGUUGGGGACCAUGAACUGAUUGCCGAGCUGGUGAUGCCCCUUCGGAGUAUGGUUACCGCCAUCUCAUUGAAGCUUCUCAACAUUGACCGGGCGCUCUUGUACCUCACCCAGGAGGUUGAUCUGCUUGAGAACGAGGAUUCAUACAUAGACUCGACAGACGCAUUAACGCACAUCCACACAGUAAUCACGGCCGCAGCGAAUGCCUGCCUGAUGACUGCCGCGCCUGUCGUGUUUGCCUGGUCUCUGAUUCUUCACCAGAUGCACCUUAACUACCAAGAAAGGGCAGAGAGGCGCGACCUCCUACAAAAUCAAAGGGCGCAAGCAGGGUUUGAGCUCGAAUUUGAGCCGUCCGGGUCCGGGCGCCCGCGGCGGAACUCGGCCGGGAGCAUUGUGUCUAUUGAGACGUCCCAAUACGAUGCCUUUCUUGUGUCCCAGCAAUUAGAGCGGGACAUCCAACUGGCUGAGAACAUGGCAAUGGUGGUCACGUCCCAAGGCAGCGUCUACGAUGUCAUGUCGGAGAUGGCAGUAUGCCUAGGCGGUAGCCAGGUCGCUGCUUUUCGGCCUAUUGUGGGCGCCCGCGCUCGCAUUGCCUUUCUGGAUCUUCUGAAAGGGAGCGUCCAUGUCAUCGGCUACCGGUCCGAACCAGUGUCCUGUCUCCUUUCCGUUCUCUCAGCCGGUACUCGAUAUUGGGACAUGCCGCUCGAGUCAGCUAAUGGAGCCGCCCGCAUGCUCUACGCUCGCAUGCUGGAACAGGGCGGACUGAGGGAUAAGUACACAGCCCAGUCGCAGAGCCGUUUUCCCUACGAAUUCCUGCCCUUUUCCUCCCUCUGCCGCAUACUAUCUGCCGCUUUGGUGUCAGACGAAGAGAAGUCAGAAGUAAUAACGGGCCUGCUCCUCCGGACUCCAAGUCUGACAGUCGACUGGAACAGCCGGUGGGACACGUCAUAUGAACUGGUAAACGAGGACGAAAACACCAACUCAUUCCGUCUAACUCACGAUAUCGACCUCUUUGAUUCGACAUCAAGGUCCAAACGGAGGUUCUCACCUGACGAGAAGCUCACCAUACCAGCGGGCACCUUUGGACGUUUUGUCACUGACGUGGGCAGGGUAUGUAAGCUAGAAUUCGAACAUUCCGCCCUGGCCUUGUUUGGAAAGCGUCUCGAAGUCAAUCUUAUGGGGGUUAUCUACGACAGCGGGCUAGCAUUCCUCACCGGGGAUGAGGUGAUUGAGGGAAUCUCACUCAUCGCUACGGUUUUGCGUGCUGAUGUUCUGCGGGCUUCUGCCCCGUCGAAGGCCGAUUCCGAUCAGGGCAUGAGGAUUUUGAGGGAGGCCAGCCGCCUACUCCCCCGCGCGAAGGACAUCAUCAGCGUCGUCUGCGAUACUAUGGAUAGUUUGAUUGAGGAAGAACUUGCAGACCUCGAUGGCCCAAAGAUUGCAGCCUUGUCGUCCUGCGUUCAAUUCUUGCAUGCCACGCUUCCGGUCUGCCCGGGGCGCGUCUGGGCCUACAUGUCACGGUGCGCCCUCCUCAAUAGCGACACCAGAGCUGGACGCCUCUCCAAGGUCAUGGGGAACCUCGACAUGGCUGCUGAGCGGUUCGACUUGCUUCUGUCUGCCGUGAAGUUAUUUUCUAGCCUGGUUGAGAGCUCGAUGACGAGCGCCGUGCAGCGGAGGAUCGUCACUAAUCUGAAUUCUCGACCAAAGGGGGAGGAGAGCCCGUGGCUGGGCACUUCGGAUAAAAUCCUGUCCCGCGUCACCCUCUCGAUAGCCCAAACCGCGAUCGAUAUCUUUGAGAGCUCUGCGACUUGGAGGUUCACGUCCGAAGUCGACCGCAGCUCCCUGGUCCGGGAUGUUGUGGGCAUCAUGCACAAGCUACUAUCUUACACUUAUAGCAUCGGCUCAACUGACGUCCAGCAGAGCUUGACAAGCACCCUUGCUCCAGCAGCCGGGUACAUUGUGGAGAGUUUUCUGUCCACGUCGUCGAGCUCCCUGCGUUUUCAGCCUCUUCUGGCAACUCUACUCGCUGCGUUUCAGCUUCCCGACUCAACCCUCUACCCUCAGCGAUCCCGAAUCGUAUCUGAAAGGCUAACAUCGGUUCUGGAAUUCGCUACCAUCCUUCUACGGGUCGCCGACCACCUGGAUCAACCUUCCGCUGUUAUUCAAAGCCAACUCUUCAAGUCCGCGUCCCUUGUCGCUCGGCUGCCGGCGGUUAGGCAUUCAUUCCGGAUGCCAGCAAUCUCCCUUCUGAGCGCGCUUGUUGAGAGUGCCGGUAAGGCGAGCGGCGAGCCUCCGUCGCUGCUGGGGUACCUCGGUCCGCAGAUAUCGCGUUCCUUCAUCCAGAUUGCCUCCCAGUUAGACAAGCCGUUCGAUAGGACACCAGAAGUCGCCGGUACGUGGAGGUUCUUCUCAACAAUCGUGCGCAGCCGUCAACAAUGGAUGGCGAACUGUCUUCUCACGGGCAAGACGCCCCGGGAAGCGCUUAAGGGCGAUGCAAAGAUUUCCCAGCUCACCGCUGGCUCUGUAUUGUCAGCAGCACUGGAAAAACUGCGCUCAAUCAGCAAUAUUCCGAGCCAAGAAAGCCUGGCCGUCCUCGAUUUUUUUACCGCGGCGCAGAACUAUUGGCCAUGGACCAUCUUCGCAAUGCAAAAGGAUAAGGCUUUUCUGCAGGAUCUUCGAACCUAUGUUCGCGAGCUCAAAUCUCCCACGGUCAUUGCCAAGGCAGAGCCGGCCGAGGCUGGCUAUCAAGCCCGAAUAGCAGCCUACAUCGCCGAGACAUUUGCUAUGCAACUGUAUCAUCUACGCCAGAUGCGCCAGGAGCAAGGCUUUGCGACGGAUCUGGUGAAUGAUUUGGACUACUUCCUUAGGGAUGGUGUCCAUGUGUCGGGCUACAACGCCUCGUUGCACGCGAAUUUUGCAAGGAAUUUUGCGAAGCGUUACCCCGGGUGUUCGGUCGAUGACUUCAAGCGGACUCUGCUGGUAGCACGAGACCUCGGGUCUAACUACUACUACGACUUGGAUUUUGCAGAGAGCAUGCUCAGGUAUGACGCCGGCUGGGCCGGUUCUCGCCAGAACGGCUUCAGGCGGGAAAUGGAGACGGCAAAUCUAAAUCUCUCCCUGGUGGAGGCCCAAGUUGCGCUGUUUCGUGCUUGGGAGUAUCUGCUCUUGGAGCUCAGUAUCUGCCUCUUGCGCAAGAACCCAGCAGUUGCAAAGCAGAUGCUGCAGGUUGCAGAGCAAUGCUUGGAGGCAAACCAACGCCCUCAGCCUCCCGAGAACAUCUUUGUGGUGCUCUCGCAUUCGCGGGCAAACCUAGCUCUAACCGUCCUCCAGCGACUCGCGGACUGCUCACGCCUACCCCGAGACAUCACCCAGCUGCUUAUGCUCAUCUCUGCCACUAUUUACGGGGUCGAAAACCCUUUCAGUCAAGGCCAAAUCUCCUACUUCCGCACCCUUCUCAAAAUCCUCUUCGUAAUUCUUCGCAGCACCCGCCACUCCGCCAAUUCGCCAGCGUCAAAAAGCAACAACAGCGAGCCUGAGACCCAUGCCGCGGUGACCCAACUAGUCCUCAACAUCCUCGAGCGGGUCGUCGCACGAUCCUUCCGCACACUCGCCGCUCUCGUCCACGAGCCUGAUUCGCCCACCGCGCCGGAAGAUUUAGCCCUCCUGACCGCCGUCCUCCAGGCGUGCCUCAGUGUACCCGGCAUUGACCAAUGCCAGGUUCAAGUGCUCAACAUCAUGGCCUCGCAUGACAUCCUACAAGUCGCCACCUCGCUUUUCUCCUGGUCUGACCGCCUCACUUCCCAAAAGGGCGAUGGCAGCAAUAACGACCCUGUGUACGGUGAACUCGCCCUCCUCUUUCUUCUCGAGCUCUCGGCCCUGCCCUUAAUAGCUGAGCAGCUCGCCAACGACAAUCUGCUCGGCCAUCUAACCUCGGCCAAUCUCUCGGGCUACAUGCGCCGCGAGAACGUCUCGCCUUUUGCCGACGACCCUGGUGCGGCGCGUUGCUACGCCAUCUGGGCGAAGGGCAUUCUCCCUCUGCUCUUGAACAUUCUCGGCGUGGUGGGUGCCACUUUCGCCCCUGAAGUGGCCAUUGUCCUGAACCAGUUUCCGAACCUCCUCCGCUCCAGCGCCGAGAGGCUAGAAGCACCAGGGUUAAGUCGCACAGCAACCAGCACCACUGCAGCUGCCACCGCGAAGGCGUCAGCGUCGUCCCCGCCAUCGGCCUCCUCCACUUCGAUGGCCCUGCAACGCCAUGGCGGCGGCCCACAGUUCCUCGCUCUCGUGGCCAUCUCGGAGGUGCACUCGCUCGCGCUGCUGACGCGGGUGCUGGCGAAGCUGAGGAUGAAUAACAACAGGGAUAUCCCCGAAGUGGCGGGGUGGGAUGCCGGCGCCGUGCUGGAGAACGUCGAGUUUUGGUUGGCGAGCAGGAAGUUGCUCCGGGAGAGGCUGCUGCCGCUGGGGCCGAGGGAGGUCGAGUGGCGCCGGAUGGCGCCCGUUGGGGAAGCCGCCGGGUGCGCGAACCGCUUGGAGGAGAAGGCGGUGGGCUUGUUGGAGGGGGUGAGGGAUGUCCUUGCCGAUGCGCUUGCUGAGGAAGGCGGGGAGUAGUCUCUUUCUGUUUUUAUGUGAUGAGUGUAGACGGACAGGAAUGAGGUU
This is a messenger RNA of Canariomyces notabilis, 5649 nucleotides long. RefSeq lists its product as uncharacterized. Lineage: Eukaryota; Fungi; Ascomycota; Sordariomycetes; Sordariales; Chaetomiaceae. The coding region runs from base 1 to 5601 and encodes 1866 amino acids. The transcript is spliced from 4 exons. Gene Ontology annotation, cellular component: nuclear pore inner ring. Gene Ontology annotation, biological process: protein import into nucleus; RNA export from nucleus. The record is from RefSeq and is a predicted model, not a curated record. Gene Ontology annotation, molecular function: structural constituent of nuclear pore.